Messenger RNA from Sciurus carolinensis (gray squirrel), 1191 nucleotides. Its product is annotated as RNA-binding protein with serine-rich domain 1-like. Gene Ontology annotation, biological process: mRNA splicing, via spliceosome. Lineage: Eukaryota; Metazoa; Chordata; Mammalia; Rodentia; Sciuridae. Gene Ontology annotation, molecular function: RNA binding. The record is from RefSeq and is a predicted model, not a curated record. Gene Ontology annotation, cellular component: cytoplasm; ASAP complex; nucleoplasm.
AUGUACAGAGGAGCAAAAAUCCUUCAAGUCGAGUACACUCCUCAGGAUAAAAGGGAUAAGCUUAGGAAGAGGCAUAGUACUUCCAGUGUAAGCAGCAGCAGCAUCAAGUCUCAGUGGAGUUUUACAUCCAGCUCAGGAUCCAGAAGCAGCACAGUCUCCAGCAGCAUCUCCAGUGCCUCCUCUGCAUCCAGGUGCUGGAGAAGCUCUAGCACAUCCUGCAGCUCCCAUUCCAGGAGCUCCUCUAGAUCUCCCAGCCCUUCUGGGUGCAUACAUGAUCAAGGUGGUGAUCCUGCUCCAAAAGUCAAAUCACCUAAAGAUGAAAAGGACAGCAAAAUGCAGAGCCCUUCCCCUAAACCCAAAAUGCAUGUUGGAAGUCACACCAGGAAUGUGACCAAGGAUAACAACAUGGAGAUAUUUUUCACCUUUGGAGAAAUGAAAAUGAUUGACAUGCCUGUUGAAAGGGUGCAUCCUCAUCUAUCCAAAGGCUAUGUAUGUAUGGAGUUUGAGAAUCCAAAUGAAACUGAGAAUCCAUUGAAGCACAUGGGUAGAGGACAAAUGGAUGGACAGGAGGUCACUGCUAUUGCUGUGUUGGCCCCCUGGUCUAGGCCACCCACCACCCCAGUGAUUCAGCCCUCCCAGAGAAUGCUGCUGCCACCUCCUAUGUGGAAUAGGUCACCACCUCAGAGGAGGAGGAAGUCUGUUACAAGACACAGGUCCCCCAUGAGCAGACAGUCCUGCUCUGCAGGACACUGCCAUCACAGAAACCAAUCCAUUCUAACUGCUCCAGAUAAACAGACCCACAAAAACUCAUUGAAACCUUAUGUUCCACCCAGUUCAGUGCUGUCACUUUCCUAUCUAAAGGAGGGUUACAGGGCUUGCUGGAAGGAAGUGGAAGAGACAGAAGCUCUCGUUUCACUUUUACAAAGUAAACCUGAUAUCCAGAAACUGCUGGAAAUACUCACCAGCAAGACAGAAGAACAGAACAUUGGUAAUGGGAAGACAAAAGGUGAAUCAGACCACUCCCUGAAUUCUCUGGGAAGUACAGAGAAGUCACUGGGCAAGGAACAGGACAUCACCAUCCCACAACCCUGGGACACAACUGGCAAGCCAGAGCAGCUUUCUAUUCCUCAGCACCUUUUACACCAAGGGCCUGUGGGACCAUUUGCAGAAGAAAUGGAGCCAGCUCUUUAG